Molecule: messenger RNA, 6746 nt
Organism: Phalacrocorax carbo (great cormorant)
Lineage: Eukaryota; Metazoa; Chordata; Aves; Suliformes; Phalacrocoracidae
Source: RefSeq, a predicted model, not a curated record
CGGAAGCGGCGCCGGGCCCUUGCGCGGCGCGGUGCGGCCGCUGCUGCCUCCGCCGCCGCCGCCGCCGCCGCCGCUGCGCCGCAGGACGGGCCGCCCUGUGUUUCGGGGAGCGCUUCGCGCAUGCUCCGCCGAGUGACGCCGCGACUCCAUGUGUGAGAAGCGCAUUAUUUGGCAAAGGGGAGCCGCGGCGGAGAGAGGAUUAACCGGGGGAUUCCUGGCGGUGCGGAGAAGGGGGCGGCGAGGAGCGAGGGGAAGACGAGCCGGCAGCUGGGGAGCGGCACCGGCGGCGUCCGGAUGCGCGGGGACCGGCGGGGAGGUGCCGCGGCGUGCGAGUUCCCAGGAGCCUCGCUGCAGUCGCUUUCAGCCACUCGGCCCGGUCAGGAUCCCACCUGGAACCCAUGAACUUCACUGACAGGCUGCAUCCUGGGAAGGGUCAUGUGGAGCCCAGUGAUGUCAUGGGAUCAAAGCCUGACUCAGCUCCGCGUCCGAUGGAUGGGUGUCCGCAGAGCCUCACAAUGACAGAGGAAGCAUGCAGGACACGGAGUCAGAAACGAGCAUUAGAACGUGAGAUAACGCAUAACGAUGUGGACAGUAAAAAAAUAAAAAUGGAGAAAGGACUAUUAGGAACAGAUAUAAAUGCUGAAGGCGACAUGAAAAUAAAAACAGAUCCUGGAGCUGGAAAAGUGCAAGGAUUAUUAAAAAGCGGAGAGGUGAAAGCAACCAUUAAAGUGGAGGUUCAGACGGGAGAUGAGCCUGUGGAUAUGAGUACCUCAAAAAGUGAAGUAAAGAGAGAAAAGAGAGUCCCCUCGCCGGAUGUUAUAGUGUUAUCUGACAAUGAACCUUCUAGCCCUAGGAUGAAUGGUUUAACAAAAAUAGCAUUAAAAGAGACCAACACGGAGGCACUCAUGAAAAGCAGUCCAGAGGAGCGCGAGAGAAUGAUUAAACAGCUAAAAGAAGAGUUACGGUUAGAAGAAGCAAAGCUUGUUUUAUUGAAAAAGUUACGGCAAAGUCAAAUCCAGAAGGAGACCACUACUCAGAAGCCUGCUGGUUCCUCUGGGAGUGCUGUGGCCACCCCUCCGCCCUUGGUGCGGGGACCGCAGAGUGUUCCUGCUGGCAAGCCGUCCCUCCAGACCUCUUCUACACGUAUACCAGGCACUGUUAUUCCUCCUCCCUUGGUCCGUGGAGGGCAGCAGACUUCUUCGAAAUUGGGAACUCAGCAAAACACACAGAUAGUAAUGCCACCUCUUGUCAGGGGAGCACAGCAAAUCCACAACAUCCGACAGCACUCCAGCACGGGGCCGCCUCCGCUGCUGCUGGCACCGCGGGCAUCGGUCCCCAGCGUACAAAUUCAGGGGCAGCGAAUUAUCCAGCAGGGUCUGAUCCGCGUCGCCAACGUCCCCAACACCAGCCUGCUUGUCAACAUCCCGCAGGCUUCACCAACUUCAAUCAAAGGUACAACCGUGACGUCCGCUCAGGCUAAUGCUACUACAACCAGCGCCGCUUCCAUCGUCAACUCCAACGACUCGCCGGCCAGCCGGCAGGCCGCCGCCAAGCUCGCCUUGCGGAAGCAGCUGGAGAAGACGCUGUUGGAGAUCCCUCCUCCCAAGCCACCUGCGCCAGAGAUGAACUUCCUGCCAAGCGCAGCUAAUAACGAAUUUAUUUACUUAGUUGGGUUGGAAGAAGUUGUGCAGAAUCUGCUGGAAACUCAAGGUAAAGUUUCGGUUGCUGUAGCGUCUCGCGAGCCCUAUAUGUGUGCUCAGUGUAAGACUGACUUCACCUGCCGUUGGAGGGAGGAGAAGAACGGAACCAUCAUGUGCGAAACCUGCAUGACAUCCAAUCAGAAAAAGGCCUUGAAAGCUGAGCACACUAACCGACUGAAGGCUGCCUUCGUAAAAGCACUGCAGCAAGAGCAGGAGAUUGAGCAAAGGAUACUGCAACAGACUGCGUCUCCUGUACAGACCAAGUCAGACCCUAUAGUGCAGCACCACUCGCUCAAGCAGACUUCUAGCCAGAUGUCUCGAGGUCCUCCUGGAGCUCCGCGAGGAGUGUUGCAUGCAUUUAGCCAGUCACCCAAGUUGCAGAAUGCAUCGUCUGCAGCAGCACUUGGGAGUAGGCCAGGUAAGCAUGCUGAGAGACCUGUCAGCAAGGGCAGCGCUGCCGCCUGGAAGAAGACUCCCAUCAAUACAGGUGGGGCUUUACCUUUUGUUAAUCCUAGUUUAGCUGUGCACAAGUCGUCCUCAGCAGUAGACCGCCAGCGUGAAUAUCUCCUGGAUAUGAUUCCCCCACGGUCCAUCCCACAGUCCGCCACGUGGAAAUAAUGCAGAGGAAUGCCCGAGAGGAAGACUUUUCCUGUUUCUGCCAUCCUUUUUGUACCACAUUACAGUGGAAUCUGCUUUAAUCCCAGCUGGAUAUGCCCCAGGCUUUAUAGGAUGCAAGAAGACCACUCCUCAUCCCAUCGAGUGCUGCUGUCCCUGCUAUGAGAAAACGACACCACGUGGGUGGGAAAGACUGAAGCUCAUUUGGUUACAGAUUCUUAUGAUUGAUGAUGAAGGCUGUCAGGGAAGGGGAAGAAUUCUUUUUCUUUUUUUUUUUUUUCUGGCUUUAUGUAUUUAGUUUGGAUUUGUUUUGUCACCAGCACAAAAGGAGGACUAAACGACUCUCUGCCUUCGGUUUCUUGAUUAAUAACUACCCAUUCACCAGGAACGUGGUGAUCGUUCGCGACCGAGCGUGGAUGUCAGCUCGAGGAGAGAGAGGAAUUUCAACCCCAUCUUGCAGAUGCAUUUAGUGAGCCGAGUUCGUGUUUGCUUUUCUUCCCUGCCCCUCCUCCAGCCAGGAAGGCAGUCUACAGAUCAUAAUGUUUCAAAAUCUUCUGAUGAUGAGCUAAUGAUAAAGAAGUGCAAACUCAAAUUGCAGUUGAGUACGUUUUUGUUUUGGGUUUGUUUUUUUUUUAAUAAAGGGACUGGCUGCCACCAAAACUUGUCUGGUAGGUGGGAACCGGUGCAGGAGUCUCUCACUUUUGUUGGAUUCUGUUUUGAAUAGACUUUGAACUGUUGGUAGUCUAAAAUCUAAUUUACUGAAUAGACAAACACCUUUGUUCGGUCUUUCUAAUUCAGCGAAGAGCAGUUGGGCCUUUCUUUCAUAUGUUCCCAGAGACUUAAAAGUGAAACUGUUUCUGAUUAUUUUCUUUUUUGGAGGGGGUUUUGUUGUUGUUGUUGUUUUUGAGCAAUUUUACUCAAAAAAAAGAAAAAAAAAAAAAAAGGAAAAAAAAAAAAAGGAAUUCCAGAAGCUGCACGCAAUCAGAAAGGGCGAGUGGAGGGAGCGGAGGACCGGGAGGCUGCCGUCAGGUCGCAGGCUCCUUCCUCUGCCGACACCUGCCGAGGAGCGGCCGUUCUGGUCCGUGCUGCGGUGGCCCAAUGACCGCGGCGGCACGUGUAGGGCGCGUUGGGGGCAGGACUGCCUACCUUGAUCCCUCUAGAGCUCCGUUCUUCCGGGCGUACCAAGCAUGCUCCUCUGUCCAUCGCUUCAGUAUUUCAUUUUCGAUAGAGCUUUAGGUAACCCUGCUUUAAGGACAGGUUUCUAUGUGGUUUUAAUAUAUCUUGGGGAUUCCACAGGUUAAGCCCAAAUCCAUCAGGUCCAUUUUUUUUUUUUUUCCCCCCUUCUCGUCAUCUUCCCUCCUUCUUCCCUGUGCUUCUCCCAAAUUUAAGUUGAAUUCAAGUGGCAGAAAUACAUGCCUUACUACUUAUGUUGCAUAUCAGUACUAGAAGUAGUGCUGAUAAGAAUUAUUUGCAAAAUUAUAUAUAUAUAUCUAUAUAUCUAUAUAUAAAAGAAAAGGGGGGGAGGGGUUACUAUUCAGUCUAUGCUGAAUCUAUUUUCUUAGCAGUUGCUGUUAGAUCUAACUUGAAACCAAUAACUGUAUAGGGUUGUCCCCUUUCAGAUCUAACUAUUGCAUAGUGAGAAAGCAAAACUCGUUCAUUUUAGCCCCUCUUCUGUUGUGUGAAUAUCGGUAUUUAGAUACUUUGAAAACUGUUCAGUAGUCUAGAAAACCUAGUUUUGCAAAAUGGUAUUUGUUGCUGUAUAAAGCCCUAGAAUUUCAAUUCGACUUUGUUUUUUUGUUUGUUUUACAAAUGUAUAUUAAGAGCUAAAUGGGGAUGAGAGGAAUUGGUUUGAGUUUAAAAUUUUUUCUUUUCAUUCCAAGAUAUUUUGGAUUGGGAGAUGUGGAGAGAGAAAUGGAGUGCAUUUUAUUUUUGCACUUUGAAAUAUUAUGGCAAAGUUUCAGUUCCUUACCUGCGUGGAGCUUGGGGGCGGGGGGGGGGUGGUGUUUCUUCCUCUCUUCUGUCAAACGCCUGCAUUAUCUCGUCAUUGAUGCAAAUGUUAAAUCACCUGGGAAGAGCGAGCGCAUUUUUAAAGAGAACAAGCAAAACUUCUCCAACUGAAAUUCAAAUACCCUUUUGGGAAGCCCGGACAACUUCACAAUCCCUUUCCAGCAUUGGGGUGGCUUUAGCUUCAGCUGAUGCUGGGAAAGAGGGGCAGAAGUAUUAAACUCGCCUCUUUUAAAAGCGAUGUCAAAGCCUUUUUGGAUACCGCCAGCUCACUACAGCAGCUUGUCAUUUCAGCACAGUGGGUGGGGGAGUCUUAAAAUAAGCCUUAAAAUAAUAGAGAAGACUUAUUUUAAGAUUUGGAACUGAAAUUAAAACCGAGUCUGCACGUACUGUCUCACAAACGUUGCUCCCUCAGCAACGCUCGACCGCAGCCGCGUUUCGUUUGAUGUAGAAUAAAACCCCAUGUAUAUUGUCUUACGUAGUGGGGUGGAGUUAUUUUGAAGGCUUUUUUUGUAAGCAAACGGGAAAUACGACAUGGAUAUCGGGCUGUCGGGAUUCAAACCAGUUUUGACAUCGCUUUUAAUCUGUGGUUCGUGGAGUGCUGCAGGUAACUUGGAGGAUAUAUUUAUUGCAUGGGUGUUUCUGCAAAGUUUGAGAUAAACGUGCCGGAAGACUUCAGUGGUACACACGUGUUAAAUGCCAGAACUGCUCCCGCCUUUGUUUUCAGAACUGCAUAUUCGGUUGAGUAGUGUUGAGCUGGGCUAGUUAAGGUACCAAGCUAGGUUUAGAGAGCUGUAAAAACACUUGCUGCAGUCUUUCCAAAUGUCCUCCUCCCCAUCUGUAUGUUCCCCUUCUUGCAGAAGAAAAAAAACAAACCCCAAACCAACAAGCAAACCGAAAAGCUCAAUUAAAUGGAAUAUUCACAUAAUGGUGUUACGCCCUAAAGGUUAAAUUGGUUGGGAAGCGUGAAGGAGGGGGGGGUUAGACACGCUUUUAAGAACAAAUCCUUGGUUUAUUUCUGCCGCUGUCAUGUUUGGGAUUCCUGCCUCCGUAAGGGCUAUUGGUUCUGCCGCAGAGCUGUCGGAAAGCCUCACCUCAUCAGCCCUCUCCUGGAAAAAGACCAUUGUACUUAAAGCUCCCUCAGAACAAGAGACUGAACGUGCUGCUCGACAGUCUGACCUGUAAAUCAGUAUCAUUCAGGUGGAGUAUCCGGCAUCGUGUCCUGUUUCCCCGACCCUCCACUGCUUCGCCGCAAACUGCUGCAUGAGCUGGUUUGACAUUGCUCAGAUGCUGCUUGCUUCCCCCCUCUCCUGGGGAGAGGGUUAGAGCAGCGUUGGUUCUUGCAAGCCAUAUAACCUUUCUUUGAGACGUUGCGACUACAAGAUUUUAUAAUACAGUAAUAAUGAAAAUGACUAUUGUACUUAGAUUUUAGCAACUUGUGAAAUAAACCCCGGAUUUUCACUUGAAACCCAUGUUGCAAUUUGGGAGCUGUGUGUUUUUUUUUUUUUAAUUUUAUUAUUUUUUUAAUAAGCUAAUUUAUUACCUGUUCGGUUUCUGAGCGCUGGUGAGACGGCCGUCCUUUGCUCAGAAACACGACAAGUGGCCUGGUUGAACCUUUUGCUUCUAUAGCACAGUCGGCUUGAACGGCUUUUCCAGUCUGCGUAAAGGGUGGCUUUGUGAAUUUUUGUGUUCUGGGGAUUCCUGUAAAUGGCAUUGCAGCUGUAACAGUGAGGAGGGCUCAGUGAACCUUAAACUCCUGAUAGUUUGGGCUUGGGUUCGUUUUCUAUAGGCAUUUUUAUCAUGUGAGGGAACCAUUCGUGUACCUCUGAGUUCUCAGACCUGGUCGUCACUUCUGUUUUUUCCCUUUGGUAGAUUUUUUUUCCUCCUUAGUAAGCAAAGUCCAGUCCAGAAUGGAAAACUUGGGCUGCAGGAGCGAGCGGAGCAGGCUUAGGCAGGUCUCACCAGAAACCCUCUUUGGCUCAUUCAUCGCUUCCUCCUUUUGGAAGGAGGAGGUGCAGAAGGCAUUUUUAAAAAUAAUUAUAAAUAUAUAAAUAUAUAUAUAAUGCAAAAAGACCUCAAGGAACCGCAGUUAGUGUUUGUCUGCUUAAGGCAGAGUUACGCUGUACAUUGCAGUUAGCGAAAUAACUUGCGUUGUGCUUUUUUUUUUAAAUGAGGAAGGCAAAAAGAAUUUAUAAUCAUCUAACAAAGGAGCGUAACUGUAACGUUACGCCAGCGCAGGGUAUGUUUUUGUCACUCGUAUUUAUUGUGACUCUAAAUCUUUGAUAAUAAAAGAAAAAUUAAAAAAAAAAAAUAAAAAUCCCACUAAAAUCUGACAGUCUCAGCGGCGGCAGAAUCUGAACUCAGUAACUGUGUAUUGUAUUGUGAGGGAUUUUUAGUAUUUGAAUGACAAUAAACAAAUGGACAAAC